Molecule: messenger RNA, 3000 nt
Organism: Arabidopsis lyrata subsp. lyrata
Lineage: Eukaryota; Viridiplantae; Streptophyta; Magnoliopsida; Brassicales; Brassicaceae
Product: LRR receptor-like serine/threonine-protein kinase GSO1
Exons: 7
Molecular function (GO): protein binding
Source: RefSeq, a predicted model, not a curated record
GAAACGACAGCGUUUAGUACUUACUUGGUGGUUAAUCACCUCACAGUUACCGUUGGAGUGUUUUUGGCCGUUUGUUUGGCACAACUUAAAGCUACAUGGAUUCAGAAGCUGUAUUGAGAAAGAAAGGAAAGCUUUGUUGGAACUCAAGAAAUUCGUGAUCUCAAGAAGCCGAGGAUGGGAGCUCGAAAAUGUUCUCCCUACUUGGACUAAUGACACAAAGAGAGAUUGCUGUCAGUGGGAGAAAAUUAAGUGCAAUCAUACAAGCAGGCGUGUUAUAGGGCUUUCCCUUUAUACACCGAUUACCUUUUCAAAGAGUGCUCAUCUAAAUCUUUCUUUGCUGCAUCCCUUUGAAGAGGUUCGAAUUCUGGACUUAUCCAAGCCCAGAUUCAACGGAUUGGUUGAUGAUGUGGAAGGUUAUAAAAGCCUAAGGAGAUUAAGAAACCUGCAGAUUCUGAAUUUCUCUUCAAAUCAAUUCAACAAUAGCAUCUUUCCGUUUCUUAAUGCUGCUACAUCACUUACAACUCUUUCUCUUCGGAAUAACUAUAUGUAUGUCCCUUUUCCCGCUAAAGAACUUAAAAACUUGACAAACUUGGAACUGCUGGAUCUGAGUGGAAACAGAAUUGACGGCUCCAUACCUGUAAGAGAGUUUCCUUACUUAAAGAAGCUGAAAGCUCUAGAUCUAAGUUCUAAUGUACUUUAUAGUUCAAUGGAAUGGCAAGGAUUAAGGAAUUUGACUAACUUGGAAGUCCUGAGUCUUGGUUAUAAUAAUUUCCACGGGCCUAUACCAAUAGAAGUGUUUUGUGAAAUGAAGAAUUUGCGGGAGCUUGAUCUCAGAGAAAAUUAUUUUGUUGGUCAGCUCCCUCUGUGUUUCGGUAGCUUGAACAAGCUACGGUUUCUUGACCUCUCAUCAAACCAAUUAAGUGGAAAUAUACCACCCAAUUUCAGUAGCCUCGAGUCCCUCGAAUAUCUAUCAUUGUCAGAUAAUAGCUUUUAAAGCUUUUUCUCGCUCAGUCCACUUGCCAACCUCACAAAACUCAAGGUGCUCAUAAUGUCAUCAACAUCUGCUAUGCUACAAGUAGAGACAGAAAAUAAUUGGCAGCCGAAAUUCCAACUAAGUGUUGUUGUACUACGACUUUGCAGCUUGGAGAAAAUCCCCAACUUUCUCAUGUACCAGAAGAACUUGCGUCUAGUUGAUCUAUCUGACAAUAGAUUAUCUGGAAUCAGUCCUGCAUGGCUGUUGGAGAAUAAUCCAGAACUUGAAGUCUUACAGUUGAAGAAUAAUUCAUUCACUAUCUUUCAGAUGCCUACAACAGUUCACAAUUUGCAGGUUUUGGAUUUUUCAGAAAAUGAUAUUGGUGGACUGUUCCCUGAUAAUAUUGGUCGUGUGCUUCCGAGUCUAGUACAUUUGAAUGGCUCCAAUAAUGGGUUCCAAGGGAAUUUCCCAUUGUCUAUGGGUGAAAUGAAGAACAUUUCAUUCUUGAACCUGGCUUAUAAUAAUUUAUCUGGGGAGCUACCUAGAAGCUUUGUCACAGGGUGUUUUUCAUUAAGAAUCCUGCAGCUCUCCCACAACAAAUUUAGCGGCCAUUUUCUUUCAAGACGUACAAACUUCACUUCAUUGUCCGUCCUAAGAAUCGAUAACAACUUAUUUACAGGGAAGAUCGGUGUUGGUUUGCUCAACUUGGUUAAUUUGUUAGUCCUUGACAUGUCCAACAAUUUCUUAGAAGGUGCAAUACCACCUUCGCUUCUGGUCACUGAACAUCUUUAUUUUCUAGACCUCUCUGCAAACCUAUUAUCUGGAGCCUUACCAUCACUUGUUGGUAGUAUACUUUGGCCAAGAUUUUUCCUACACAACAACAACUUCACAGGGCCAAUCCCGGACACAUUGUUGGGAGGUGUCCAAAUACUUGAUUUGCGGAACAAUAAACUCUCUGGGAGUAUCCCGCAGUUUGUAAAUACCGAAGAUAUGAGUAUUCUUUUGUUGAGAGGUAACAACUUAUCGGGAUAUAUUCCAAGGACUCUGUGUGAAUUGAGUAACAUCAGACUUUUAGAUCUUUCAAAUAACAAGCUCAAUGGCUCCAUACCUUCAUGCUUCAAUAAUUUAUCAUUUGGACUGGGAGGUAACGAUGAUAAACUUGACUACUUUGGUUCAGUUUACUCUUUAGAGAACUUUUACUUGGGAUUCUACAAAACCACAUUUGGGGUUGAGGAUUUCACGUUAGACUACAUAACUCAUCUGAAAAUUGAAAUCCAAUUUGCAGCAAAGCACAGGUAUGAUUCUUAUACUGGAGCAUUUGAGUUGACUGAAGGAACACUUGAUUACAUGUAUGGCUUGGAUCUGUCAAGCAAUGAAUUAAGUGGUGUUAUCCCAGCAGAGCUUGGAGAGCUCUCCAAGCUUAGAGCUUUGAAUCUGUCUCGCAAUUUCUUGUCGAGUCAUAUACCGGAUAGCUUCUCCAAACUGGAGGACAUAGAGAGCCUUGAUCUUUCUUAUAACAUGUUACAAGGAAGCAUUUCUCACCAAUUAACCAACCUCACUUCUCUUGUUGUAUUCAACAUCUCUUACAACAAUUUAUCAGGCAUCAUUCCCCAAGGAAGGCAAUUUAACACCUUUGAUGAGAACAGCUACUUGGGAAAUCCUCUUCUAUGUGGAUCGCCAACCGAUAGAAGCUGUGAAGCUAAGAAGAACUCAGAGGAAACAGAUAAUAGAGGAGAAGAAGAUGAUGUUGAAGCUGCUAUUGACAUGUUGGUCUUCUAUUGGAGUACGGCUGCAACUUAUGUGACUGCACUGAUAGGCAUUCUUGUUCUUAUGUGCGUCAAUUGUUCUUGGCGUCGAGCAUGGCUCCGCCUUGUCGAUGCCUUCAUUGCCUCUGCGAAAAGUAAGGUGUCUUAAAACCAUUUCAGCAUAGUUCUUGAAUAUUCCUUAUCAUGCAAAACCAACUUCAAUCCUCUGUUUUUUUUUUCUUUUUUAGUAAGUACAUAUGUGUUUUAGAUUUUACUUGCUGU